Messenger RNA from Nematolebias whitei (Rio pearlfish), 628 nucleotides. Its product is annotated as protein FAM83B. The annotation marks the transcript as partial. The transcript is spliced from 2 exons. Gene Ontology annotation, biological process: epidermal growth factor receptor signaling pathway. Gene Ontology annotation, cellular component: cytoplasm; membrane. The record is from RefSeq and is a predicted model, not a curated record. Lineage: Eukaryota; Metazoa; Chordata; Actinopteri; Cyprinodontiformes; Rivulidae.
AUCAUGUUGAGACACCUCCUUGUCUUUGUCUGUUCCAGCUGGCUCUCCGAAGCUGCACCAAACACCGAAUAUAAGCUUAUAAAUGGAAGUGGGAUAUUUUAGGAGCACUCCAGAGGAUUUUCACAAAGGUUACUAUCAAAAUGCCCUAAAGAAACCGUCUGGAGAGAUGGACUCUCCUGAGUUUUCCACACUGUCGUCACUGAGGGGAGAGUUUAAAUCGGAGGAAUACAUCCAGCCUCAUUAUAAGGAGUCGUAUCGCCUGGCUAUCGAUCACCUGGUGCAAGACGGCAAAGACAGUUACCAUGAGUUCCUCAAGGGAGAACGUAUGGGGACUUUCCUGUCAGAAGAUGAGCUUCUCUUCAUUGCUGCUAAUGUUAAACAUCUUCCACCUCAAAACCACACAGAAGAAAUCCCCGGUCCACCAGUCACCGUCAAGGACGACCAGUCAUCCUCGGGGACGUACUGGCCCAUCCACUCAGAUGUGGAAACCCCAAAUUUGGACUUGGGGUGGCCAGAGGCUGCACAUGAAAACCUCCAUACAAGUAUUAAUCUGCUGUUCCACCCACCCAGGCUUAACAACCCGAGCAUAAAGGAGGUGAUUCGAAAGCAAAUUCAGGAUGCAAGAAAG